AUGUCUACCACCACUCUCGAAACGACUCCUAGGAUGGACGUGAAGCAGCCGACGGCACGUAUACCCAACACGCCACUCGCUGCCUCCACAGUAUCCUUUCUGCUAGGAUCCGUAUUCAUGUCUGGCGCAAUCGGCUUUCUGUCAUCCCCCGCAUGGAUGCCAUACCAACUUGGCUUCUAUCUUGCCUCUUGGGCCCUCUUUCACUGGGGCGAGUUCGCCGUGACGGCAGGAUGGAACAGAGAGAAAUGUAGCAUAGACUCCUUUCUACUCGAUAAUGGCGCCAUGUACCACGUCGCGCACAGUCUGGCAAUCACAGAGUACCUGAUGACCUUGUACUUCAAGCCAUCCGUCAAGACACAUCCCUAUGCCACCCGCGUCGGCAUAGUGGCCGUCAUCAUCGGCCAAUUUCUGCGCUCGUUCGCCAUGAUCUCCGCCGCGACCAACUUUUCGCAUAUGAUCGCAUACCGCAAACUGGCCGAGCAUCGGUUGGUCAAAAACGGGAUUUACAGCUGGUUUCGCCACCCGUCUUACACUGGAUUCUUCUACUGGGCGCUCGGCACUCAGCUCGUUCUGCAAAACCCGCUCAGCUUCGUCGUAUUCUUCUUCCUCCUCUGGCGCUUUUUCUCCUCCAGGAUCAAAGAGGAGGAAAAACUGCUCGUCAAAUUCUUCGGAGGCGAGUAUGAGCAAUAUCGUCGAAACGUCGGUGUAUGGAUCCCGUUUUGGUGGAUCGCAUAG
This is a messenger RNA of Peniophora sp. CBMAI 1063, 735 nucleotides long. NCBI's taxonomy places the organism in Eukaryota, Fungi, Basidiomycota, Agaricomycetes, Russulales, Peniophoraceae. The record is from the annotation of a GenBank genome assembly.